This is a messenger RNA of Talaromyces stipitatus ATCC 10500, 1017 nucleotides long. RefSeq names its product NAD dependent epimerase/dehydratase, putative. Gene Ontology annotation, molecular function: oxidoreductase activity, acting on the CH-OH group of donors, NAD or NADP as acceptor. The record is from RefSeq and is a predicted model, not a curated record. The transcript is spliced from 2 exons. Bases 1 to 1017 code for a protein of 338 amino acids. Lineage: Eukaryota; Fungi; Ascomycota; Eurotiomycetes; Eurotiales; Trichocomaceae.
AUGCCUCGUAUUCUCGUUACCGGUGGCAGUGGCUUUCUCGGCGGCACUGUCGUCGACACUCUACUCUCAAGAGGGUACUUGGUCGUGACAACAAUGCGCGCUGACAGACCGAAUGUGUCAGCCUCUCAGCUCACGUAUGCGAUAGUAAAGGACAUUGCUCAAUUAGACGCCUUUGAUGAGGCUGUUCAACAGAAUCCGCCGCUAGAUGCAGUGAUACACACCGCGAGUCCCUUCCAUUAUCGCAUCGAGGAUGUGAAGAGGGACAUGCUUGAUCCCGCCGUAAACGGAACAGUGGGCGUGUUGCAAUCGAUAAGGAAAUAUGCCCCCUCGGUGAAGAAGGUGGCUAUUACAUCUAGCUUCGCAGCCAUGUACAACAACGUCAAUAAACCCGUCGGAUCGACGUAUAGUGAACAGGACUGGAAUCCGGUGACCUGGGAGACUGCUCUUGAUCCUGAAAAUGCCGCAGGUCAAGCUGGGUACCGGACUUCAAAGGCCCUUGCCGAAAAGGCUGCGUGGGAGUUUAUGGAGAAGGAAAAACCGGGGUUUACAUUGACUUCUUUGAAUCCGACGCUCAUAUUUGGUCCUGUGGCGGCCAAUACAGCCUCAUUGGAGAAUUUGAAUACGUCGAAUGCUCGAUUUUUGGACUUUAUUACGGGGAAAGUGAAGGAUAAAUGUCCGCCUACGGGCAGUUUGUUCUGGGUUGAUGUACGUGAUACGGCGUUGGCGCAUGUAUUGGCCAUUGAGAAGGAUGAGGCUGCUGGGAAACGUUACUUCCUAUGCGCCAGCCCGUUUUGUAAUGUUGAUUUGGUCGAAAUUAUUGCCGAGUCGUUUCCGAAAUACAAGGAUUUGUUGCCCAAGGGUGAUGCCUUGGAGUUGGGUCGGUAUCCGGGGAGUGGACCGCCUUAUAAGGUUGAUCAUUCAAGGUCGGUGAAUGAGUUGGGGUUGAAGUAUAGGACUUUGAAGGAGAGUGUUGAGGAUACGGUGAAGAGUAUUGAGGUUUUGCUUGAGAAGUCCUGA